Molecule: messenger RNA, 3617 nt
Organism: Phycodurus eques (leafy seadragon)
Lineage: Eukaryota; Metazoa; Chordata; Actinopteri; Syngnathiformes; Syngnathidae
Product: integrin alpha-6-like
Exons: 25
Coding region: 1-3147 (1048 amino acids)
Biological process (GO): cell-matrix adhesion; cell-cell adhesion; cell adhesion mediated by integrin
Cellular component (GO): external side of plasma membrane; integrin complex
Molecular function (GO): integrin binding
Source: RefSeq, a predicted model, not a curated record
AUGGAAAUGUUUUGGUACGCAGCGUGUCUGUGGAGUGUCAAUGUCGUUGCUUUCAACCUGGACACCAAGAGGGUCAUGGAGAGAACCGGACAGCAGGGCAGCCUCUUUGGGUUAUCUGUUGCUUUCCACCAGCAGCUGAGUCCCGCCAAAAAGAACUUGUUGCUGGUAGGAGCCCCCAAAUCAAAACAUCCAUACCUGGAGAAUGUUACCGGCGUUGUCUAUCAGUGUGAUCUUAGUGUUGCUUCCCAACACUGUCAGUCCAUUGACUUUAACCACGAAGAAUUCCGUGAGAGCAAACAUAUAAACGGCCAGUGGAUGGGAGUAAGAGUGACGAGCCAGGGUCCUGGUAAAAAUGUCAUGACUUGUGCUCAUCGGUACCAGCAGUGGAGCCCGAGCCCAGGCCUUUACACGCCUCGCCUGGUAACGGGUCAGUGCUACAUCUUAGGGGACGACCUGCAAGUUGGGACGGAGGAGAGGACGUGGAGGAGGGUGGUUUGCGAUGCUGAACACCUGAACAGACGUCAGAAAGACCAUGAGUGGUUUGCGUACUGCCAACAAGGUCACGGUGCAUCUUUUGCUAAGGACAACACAUCUGUGGUCUUUGGAGCACCGGGCGCUUAUCAGUGGAAAGGAAUCGUGCGCAUGGAGCUGCUGGACAACCUUGACAUCUUCGGUGAGCUUCCUCGAGAAACCGGCAAUAUCGACCUGUUUGACUCCAAACUCAUUCCUCUCCAAAGAAACAGUUACCUGGGAUUCUCCACUGACUCCGGAAUGACCCUGCUCAGGGGAGGUGAGCUGACCAUCGUAUCGGGAGCACCCAGAGGUGGAUACAGCGGUCAGGUGGCCUUUCUUAAGGCGGACCCUUUGGCAAAGAGAAGUUUGUCUGUCAAGUUUGUCCUGUCCGGUCCGGGGUUGGCCUCCUCCUUCGGAUAUGAUGUUGCCGUGGUGGAUCUCAACAAUGACGGGUGGGAGGACCUCGCCGUGGGAGCGCCUGAAUUCUUUCUUAAAGAUGGCUUGAUCGGAGGAGCAGUCUACAUCUACAUCAACAACAAUGGGGAAAACUGGCAGAAAAUUAAUCCCAUUCAACUCCUUGGACGUAAAGAUUCCUUGUUUGGACUCGCAGUGGAAAACAUUGGCGAUGUUAAUCAAGAUGGACAUGGAGACAUUGCUGUGGGGGCACCAUAUGACGGUUCUGGUCGAGUAUACCUCUACUGUGGCUCCUCAAGUGGCAUCAACAGAAAGGUGGCACAGGUGCUCUCUCCGGAAUCCCCGAAAAUCACUUUGUUUGGAUAUUCUCUGUCGGGUAACUUGGAUAUUGACGAUAACCAAUACCCUGAUUUGGCAGUUGGAUCACUCUCUGAUGCAGUCUUUGUUUACAGAGCUCGGCCUGUGGUCAAUGUCGGCAGCACACUAACAAUAAACCCAAAUGAAAUAGACAUCACAAAGCAACAGUGCGAUAAACACACAUGUUAUAUUGCAGUACAAGUGUGUUUUACCUACUCGGCACAUCCGGCAUCAUUCAACCCCAAACUGUCAAUCAGCUUCUCAAUCGAGGCUGAUGCAACGAGGAGGAAAUUCAGGCUACCCCCCCGUGUGGACUUUCUGGGUUCGUCUCAGGGGACACUGGAGUUGCCUGGCCAGAGGAGGAAAAUCUGUGCUAAUACUAAGCUCCGACUUCUGCGGGACACUACAGAUAGGCUGCACAGUAUCCCUGUAUCCGUCACCUGGUCUCUGCCAAGCUCUGGUCCAACUGCGAGGACGAACGUUGGACUUCCAGACGUCACUCCUGUGCUCAACCUCUACCAGGAACAAAGCACAGUGUCAGAGAUAACCUUCAUCAACGAGGGCUGCGGCACUGACAACGUUUGCCACAGUAACCUGGAGCUACUGUACAAGUUCUGUGCCAGGAAAACCCAAAAUCAUCGGGAUGUUUUCCAGUCACUGGUCAGAGAGGACGGUGUCGCGGUCAUCACUCCCUCUGGUGAGGACGUGGCCUUGGAGAUCACAGUAACCAAUACGGACGGAGAAGACGCGCACCAGAGCCAUGUGGUCGUCAAGCUCCCAGAUCUUCUUCGCUACUCCUCUGUCGUUUAUGCCUCAACAUCGGUGUCACAAGUGACAUGCUCAAGCAACGACAAGGGAACGGUGAUAGACUGUGAGCUGGGAAACCCUCUCCAAAGAGAUGCUCAAGUUUCAUUUUAUGUUAUGCUGACCACAAACGGCAUCUCACUGAGUACAAAGUCUGUCAACAUCACAUUGCAACUUCAGACGACAAGUGUGCAGACUUUAGAAGCUGUCGAAGCUACAGCCAAAGUGGUUUUUGAACUGGGGCUGCAAAUCUAUGGGCUAGCCAGGCCAUCUCAAGUAUCACUUAGUAGAAGCUUAAUUGGCCAACGAGCCGUAAAAACAGCGGACGAUAUCGGAUCCCCGAUUCAGUUUGAAUUUAAGAUAACAAACCAGGGCAGGUCUCUGAAAUCCUUCGCCAAUGCCUCGCUGGACAUCCACUGGCCAAAGGGCAACUCCGACGGCAAACGGCUGCUCUACCUGACUCAGGUCACUAGCGCAGGAGUGCAUUUUGUCUCCUGCUCACCCGCUGACCAAAUCAAUCCUCUGAAACUGAAGGGUCAGCGUGGAACCUCUAGGGAGAGACGCGAGGCCGAAUACGAGGGCCAAUACGAUGCCCUCUCCGCUGCUGGAUUCUUGUUUCUUCCAUCAAAAAGGAAAUACAAAACACUGACGUGCUCCGACGGACUCAUUUGCGCAGAGCUACGCUGUCCUCUAGUGGGACUGGACAGCACUGCGCUGAUCGUUCUCCAUGCACGCCUUUGGAAUUCUACUUUAGUGCAGGAUUACAGCUCUUUGAAUUACCUGGACAUCGCCGUGGACGCUACUCUCACCCUCACAAACUCUCCAGUGAACAUUGGACUCAAAGAGAAAGAGCCUCGCACCAAGGUAAAGGUGACAGUGUUCCUGGAGAGAGAAUAUGAAUACUUCACUAAAGUGGCCUGGUGGAUCAUCUUCCUGACAGUCGCCGCAGGCCUGCUGCUCCUGGCUGUCCUCUGCUUCUUCUUAUGGAAGCGUGGUUGCUUCCAGUGUGCGACGUGUAACGAGUCCUCACACGUGAAGAUUGGAACGCCAAAAGCCUGAAGGAAGAAUGCUGGGUGAGCGAAUUAUAUUCAAAAAUCUAACUUUUAACUGUUUUGAAACGUAUGACAAAGAACUCAACUCACAUGUUGCAGAUGACAAACGUUACUUUGUUCUUUGAAUGACGCGGAAAAUAUCGCUUGUGUGUUUGUUUACAACAACAUGAAGACAAUUGUGCUCUGAAGGACCAUUUUAUUGAACAUUUGUGUCGCUAUGACAUCAUUGUCGGAAUGGUGAAAGGACAACAACACUGCUGCUCUUUGGAAUACUAUGGAACCUCCAAAGUCAAAUACAAUCUGUGCUGCUUGUGACUUUUCACGAAUUUUUUUUUUCAACUUUCCAAUUUUCCCCUUUAAACACUGUUCUUUACAAAUAUUGCAUCUCCACAUGUUUGGUGGCAUUUUGGAAGGGGGAAGAAAUUACUUUGUAAAUUUUUUUUUUUUUUAAUGCUUGUGUGUUUUUUUUUUAACGUA